AUGGGGGUGGGGAGAGGUGUCUGGGGCUGGGAACAGCAUGCCUGGCAGAAGGAACAGCCCGAGCAAAGGCCCUGCGGCAGGAACUGGCUGGGCGAUCCUCCAGGCCCGCCAAGGAAGCCUGUGCAGCGAGUGCAGGAGGGGAAGCCAAAGUGGGAGGAGGAGGAGGAGGAGGAGGAGGAGCUGGAGGAAGAGCUGGACGAGGAGGAGGACGAGGAGGAGGAGGACGAGGAGGAGGACGAGGACGAGGAGGCGGAGGACGAGGACGAGGAGGGGCUGGGGCCCCCGGGCUCUUCCGGCCUGGGUCCCGCGGCUCUCAUCCCCCGCAGGGCCCCGCCGUCCCAGGCUUUCCGGGGUGACGGCGGGCCCCGGGUGCUGGGCAGCCAGGAGCGCCCAGGGGCCGGCCUGGCCCACGCUGGAGGGGCCGCCCACGUGGCGCCCCAGCUGCAGCCGCCGGACCACGGGGACUGGACAUACGAGGAGCAGUUCAAGCAGAGGCUGUUCGAGAGGGAGGGGCGCAAAGAGGCCCUGGACAAAGCCAGCUGCGGCCAGCCCCUGCGGCGGCCCCAGGUGGACCCUGCAGCACCCCAGCUGGGCCUCGGUCACCAGGCAUUUACCGGCCGGGCCGUGUUCGGCAUCCACUACACCCCAGACCCAGGGGGCACAGGGGAGGGGCCGGGACUGGCCUUGCACCAGCAGCCACGGAACACCAGUGUCAAGACCACGAAGGCCGUGAAGCCAACCCGAGGAACUUCUAUCCUAUUGUCCCGGGGCCCAGCUGCCCUCCUGGCCGUCCACCUCUGCUCCCUGGAGGCCGGCUCUGCUGCAGGGGACCCUGGGGGCGGGACGCCCGUGAACCGCAUCCCCAUCAUGGCCAAGCAGGUGCUUGACCUGUUCAUGCUGUACGUGCUGGUGACGGAGAAGGGCGGCCUGGUGGAGGUCAUCAACAAGAAGCUGUGGAGGGAGAUCACCAAAGGCCUCAACCUGCCCACGUCCAUCACCAGCGCUGCCUUCACCCUGCGGACCCAGUACAUGAAGUACUUGUAUCCCUACGAGUGUGAGAAGCGCGGCCUCAGCAACCCCAACGAGCUGCAGGCGGCCAUCGACAGCAACCGGCGGGAGGGCCGGCGCCAGAGUUUCGGGGGCUCCCUGUUCGCCUACUCGCCGGGCGGGGCCCACGGCAUGCUGUCCUCGCCCAAGCUGCCCGUGCCCUCCCUGGGCCUGGCCGCCAGCACCAACGGCAGCUCCAUCACCCCGGCCCCCAAGAUCAAGAAAGCCUGCGAGAGCCGCCAGGACUCGGCUGCGAACUUGACCAGCCCCAAUGGCAGCAACAGUAUUAGCAUGUCGGUGGAGAUUAACGGGAUCAUGUACACAGGAGUGCUGUUUGCUCAGCCACCGUCCGCUCCCAGCAAAGGCGGUGGUGGUGGCAGCCGGGGAGGGACCAGCGGGACCAGCAGCAGCAGCAGCAGCAGCAGCAGCACGGGCAGCCAGGCCGGGCCGGCGGGCUUGUCCACACCUGCCACGUCUUCUACCUCAAAUAACUCAUUGCCUUAA
This is a messenger RNA of Puma concolor (puma), 1551 nucleotides long. The record is from RefSeq and is a predicted model, not a curated record. Lineage: Eukaryota; Metazoa; Chordata; Mammalia; Carnivora; Felidae.